GAAGUCCACCGGCGUUCCCUCGAUUCUGCUCCUGGUCGAUGUGGGGCUCAUGACGUGGACUUCCUGCUGACCCACGUGGUGGAGCUUCCAGAGAAGAGCACCUACUCCGCCGAGGCCUUUAUGCUCGGCGAGUAUCGCAAGCACAACACCAACGGCGGGUUCACCAUGGGCCCACGACAGACGCCGCAAUCCUUCAGUUACUUCACCUUUAUCAAGUCGGGGAAGCGACUGAUGAUUGUGGACAUCCAGGGCGUCGGGGACCUUUACACAGAUCCGGUCAUCCACUUUCUCCCCAGCAAAGUAUCUGGGGCCCUGGCCCGUACCGACGAUGCUUUGAAUUUUGCCCUCCGUGGUUUCGCCCUAUUUCUGUGGAGCCAUCGGCGAAACGAUAUCGAUCAGCUCCUGGGGCUGCCGGUCUUUGGUCUUUCUCCUCACGAGGAGAAGUACCUGGCACCGAGCUCAACCAGGACUGUAAAGCAACUCCUCGAGGCCACACGCUCAAAGAAGGAAGCAGGUGGGAACGAAGUCGUAGCGCAGGCCGAAGAAGUCAGCUUCAGGAUCAACCUGACUGAGAUCCCAUUGGUGGACCUUUCGGAUUGGUGCGAUUGGCGCCUUGCUCGCCCCCGUCGUCGACGAUCCAUCUCGGGCGGAUCGCUGUCUUCGAUUGACCAGGAGCCCGGUGUCGAGGCUGAAUGUCAUCUCGAGAUUGCAGCCAUGUACAACGCUGGCCGCAUCACACUCCGCAGUGCUGGGCUUGGGGGAUGGGCCCACUGGGCAGGUCUGUCGGGCUGUAUAUGA
This is a messenger RNA of Symbiodinium sp. CCMP2456, 798 nucleotides long. The record is from the annotation of a GenBank genome assembly. Lineage: Eukaryota; Dinophyceae; Suessiales; Symbiodiniaceae.